Lycium barbarum (goji berry) is the source of this 864-nucleotide messenger RNA. RefSeq lists its product as uncharacterized. The record is from RefSeq and is a predicted model, not a curated record. The transcript has a single exon. The coding region runs from base 64 to 501 and encodes 145 amino acids. NCBI's taxonomy places the organism in Eukaryota, Viridiplantae, Streptophyta, Magnoliopsida, Solanales, Solanaceae.
UCUUUCCAUCUCCUUCUCUUCCAACUUGAACUAUCAAAUAUCCAAAUACCUUUUUUUGUUAAAAUGGUUCGUCCAAUAUUGCCAAGAAUUAAUGGUGAAUAUUUAUGUACUUCAAUGCCAUUAGCAAUUGGUUUAUUUCUUUCAAUACUAGCCCUUGUAGCGCUAUGUGCUAAACAUGCAAAAAAACCUUCAAAAACAUCCAUGUCCACACAUGAAAAAAUCAAAACUAAUGUAUGCAAAAUUGCUCCAAGGUUGUCACCACUAGGACUCCCUAACAAGAAUAACAAUAAAAGAGUCGACGAAGAAUCUGGCAACCCGACAGGAGAUGUGACCGGAGAAGUAGCCGGAGAAGAGGGGUUGUGGCAAAAAGCAAUUAUAAUGGGUGAAAAAUGUCAGCCACCACAAUUUUCAGGUGUUUUAUUUUAUGAUCCUUCUGGAAAUAGGGUUUCUGAACUUCCAAGAUCACCAAGAGCCAGUAAUAUGUCAAGAUAUGCUUGCUAAUUUAGUUUUUUAUUUUUAUUCUUUAUAAUUGUGGUGUUCGGAUCAGUUUGUGCGCGUCUCGAUUAAUUUUUCACUAGCGCACAUACCGGAAAUGGAAAGAAAUUACUUAAUAUUUUUGCCUCUGCUGAAAAUUGAAGUUGAAACCUCGUGAUUAUUAAUUUAACUUUAUCUAUAGAAAAUUUUGUUUACUCUUUGAGUUUUUUUCUUUUUGGUGUUUUCUUUGUAUGGAUAUAAUGUACUCCCUCUUUGAAUUAACAAGAUGCAAGAUGUUACCUGUGAUUUUUGUAUUUUUGGGCAGUUUAGAAUAAUAAUUAGAAUAUGUUGGAUGUUUUUUGCUCCACUAAUAUUGAUCGUAUUACUUUG